This is a messenger RNA of Portunus trituberculatus (swimming crab), 4878 nucleotides long. Its product is annotated as trichohyalin-like. The transcript has 19 exons. The record is from RefSeq and is a predicted model, not a curated record. Lineage: Eukaryota; Metazoa; Arthropoda; Malacostraca; Decapoda; Portunidae. The coding region runs from base 96 to 2507 and encodes 803 amino acids. Gene Ontology annotation, molecular function: protein binding.
UAAGCUGUGAUAGUGAUAGUGUUUGUUUGAAAGGAAAUACUGAAAUAAAAGCAAAAAGAAGAAGAAGAAGAAGAAGAAGUAGACAGACAGACAAGAUGAGUGACGACCAGCCUUCUUUGAUAGAGAGCGCCCUGGCUGGGGAUGUUGGGGCGGUGGACUCGGAGCUUCAGCGAGGCGUGGAGGUGGACCAGAUGGAGGAUGGAAGAACGGCCCUCCACUUUGCCGCCUCCGAGGGCCUGCUGGAGGUGGUGAAGGUGUUACUUUACUACAAAGCGAAUCCCACCAAGAGAAGCAAGAUGGAGGAGGAUAAUGGCGGCACGGCACUCCAUCUGGCGGCAGAGGGCGGCCAUGUGGAGGUGGUGGAGGAGCUGCUUCAGGCCAAGGCGAACGUGGAGGUGCUGGAUGCCAAGGGGCGCCAGGCAUCGCACAGGGCAGCCUCUAGGGGACAGAGAGGCGCCCUUGAGGUCCUAUACAAACACGGGGCGGAUAUGGAUGCCAGGGACGCAGGGAAAGCCACGCCCCUUCACUUCGCCGCCUUCUACGGGGACAUGGGGACAGUGAGGUGGCUGGUGGAGGAGGCAGGGGCGGUCACAACGUACAAGGACAAAAAUGGACGCCAACCCAAGGACGUGGCCAAGAAGUUUAAUAAUUCAGCUGUUCAGAAGUUUUUAAAAAGUGGUGGUGGUGGUGGAGGCAAGAAGAGUGGUGGUGGUGGUGGUAUGGCUAUGUUCGGCGGUCCCAAGGCACGGAGAAGCAUGCGGGAGAUGAGUAGAGACCGCCUAGCACAAGCAGCACGUGAGGCCAGCACACACAGACGCCACAAUGAGUCCCCAGCACCUUCCUCUGACCCCGAGUCCCUGUCAGUCCCACACCGCCAUGAUAUGACUGAUGACGCCCCCCGGGAGGACAAGAACCAGCCUGUCUCCCUCCCAGCUGGUCUCGGUCACGUCCCUCAUGAUAGCCGUGGUUCCAUACAGUCUCUCUCCCCGCCAGACUCUCCCAGACACUCCUCAAUGGACAGACGGGGGCGUGAAAGGGAGUCUCGCCGGCGCACGUGGAGCCUCGGGGGUUCUGCCAGGUCCUCCUCCAAGGGGCGGGGACUCAGGGGGCAGGUGGAGGAGCUCAUGGAGAUAAAGACCCAGCAGGAGGAGGAGCUGGAAUUCAAGAGAGAGGAGAUGGCAAAACUGAAGACACUGCUAAGCCAAGCCGACCAGGAGAAAACGCAGGCGGAGGAACAACUGACGGAGAUGCGCUACGUGGUGGAGUCACAGAGGCAGCAGCUGACGGAGGCCACAGAGGGACAGCAGAGAGUUAUUGCCUUACACCAGCAGGAUCAGGAGGCAGCCAGGAACGCCACAGCCAGGAGAGAGGAGGAGGUACAGGAGCUACUGACGCAGGCACGGAAGGACAUUGACGCCCUAAGAGAACGAGACGCCCUUAGCCAACAGACCAUUGAGGCGCUGACGAAGAAGGUGGAGCGUCUGUCAAUGGAGGGCAAGAUAGCAGAGGAGCGGCUGGAGCAGAAGGAGGCGACGCUGAGGGAGGCACUGCGGAAGGUGGAGGAGGGGUCUUCUCACGCCGUCACGGUCACCUCGCUGCGGGAGGAGAUAGACCACCUUACCUGUAUGAUGGACGACACGAGGGACAACGCCGUCAUUAUACAGGAGCAGCUGGAGAAGAAGAUAGCAGACCUGAGGGAGCAGAAUGAGAGGAAGAGCGAGACCAUUGCUCUUCUCUCAGACAGAUUAAGGGAAGCUGAGACCAGCUCGGGAGAUUCAAAGAAGGCGGAGCAGCGAGUACAGGAGCUCCGGGAGAAGGAAACGGAGAGCCAGCUGACUAUUGCUUCUCUAAAUGCGAAGAUACAGCAGCUCCAGCAGAACAUUACUGAUCAUGACACCAAGACGCUCACCUUCCAUAAGCAACAGCAGGCCAGAAUAGAGGAGCUGACGGAGGGUAAUGAGUCCAAGCAGGUCACCAUUGCAAGUCUGUCACACGAGGCGGAACAGCUGACGAGGAGGCUUAAGGAACAGCAGGACAGCAUUGUGUUUUAUCAGGGCCAGCUCCAGCAGAAGCAGAGAGAGCAUGAGCAGAAGCAGGAGGACGCACAUAGGGUGGCACAGGAGCUCAGGGAGGAAAUAGAGAGGAUGAACGAGAAGGUGGAGGAGGCGCAGAAGAUGUCCCUAACUCAGUACGAGAGAGGAGGAACCGUCGUGGCCCUUCAGAAGAGAGACACUGCCCAGAAACAAACAAUAAAGGCAUUAGAAAACCGCCUGCAGCACCUCACGCAGAAGAUGGCUGACGCUGAGCAGGCUUCCCUCACGGUACAGAGACAGCAGCUGGAGAGGAUCAACGCACUGACGGAGCAGCUGGAGGAGGCGCAGAGGAAGCAGGCCUUACCACCACCACCACCACCACCAGGAGCAGAGACAACAAGCGAACAACAACAGCAACAACAACAAAAUAGAGGAGCUCCGAGAGAAGGAGUACUCGAGCCAGCUGAUCACUGAAGCUUUGAACAGAAAGAUUGACCAGCUCUCUGAGGAACUCAAGAAAAACUAUGCAAACUUUUACUCCUGGCAGACACAGCAGCAGGAGAAGGACAAGGAACACGAGCAGAGGGAGGCGGCGAGUCAGCAGACCAUCAGUGAGCUGCGUCAGGAGGUGAACAGACUCAGCAGUGGUCAGCAGAAUCAGCAGCAGCAGCAGCAACAGAGAUAUCCCGUCAGGCAGGCCCCCCAGCCAUGGCGCCCCUCAGGACCACCGCCCCCCGUGCCCUACAGCCAGAAAUACAACCAUGUGUCCCCACCGAGGCAGGACAACUACACCCCGGCCUACACCACGCACCAGUGAGAGGGAGAGGGAGAGGGAGAGGGAGAGAGGGAGAGGGAGAGCUGACUAUAUUUCAAUCACUGGUUAAUUUGUUUGUAUGAAAUAGAAGUCUUUUUGUACACCAUGCGCCAGUGAGAGGGAGAGUGAGAGUGAGGAGUGAGAGUGAGUGAGAGUGAGAGUGAGAGGGAAAGGGAGAGCAAACUGACCCUUUUAUUUCAAUAGCUGGUUUUUUUUUUUUUUUUUUUUUUGCACCAAUGAGAGUGAGAGUGAGAGUGAGAGUGAGAGUGAGAGGGAGAGUGAGAGUGAGAGGGAAAUGGAGAGCUAACUGACCCUUUUAUUUCAAUCGCUGGUUAUUUUAUUUAUUUACUUAUAUAUUUUUUUCUUUUUCUUUUUUUUUUGCACCAGUGAGAGAGAGAGAGAGAGAGAGAGAGAGAGAGAGAGAGAGAGAGAGAGAGAGAGAGUUUUUAUUUCAAUCGCUGGUUAUAUUUUUACAAGAAAUGUUUUAAUGUUUAAGUUUUUUGCCUACACCAGGGAGAGGGAGAGGGAGAGGGAGAGGGAGAGGAGAGGAGAGAGAGAGAGGAGAGAGAUGAACAGUUUUUAUUUCAAUUGUUGGUUAAUAUUUCUUGCAUGAAAUAUUUUGUAAGUUUAAUUUUUUUUUCCCUUUUUUUCUAUAAGAGCAGAUAUUUUUGUAUAUUUGUUUGUUAAUGUUAGAAUUUAUGUUUGCUUUAUAUUUCAUUUCCUGAUUUUCUACGUUUUCUUUCUUUCUUUUACUGUUUUCUAUCUUUUUUUUAUCCCUUUCGUUUAUAGACUUAAAUCUUACACUAAUCUUUCCUCUAUGCUAAGUCUUCUCGAUUUUUUGUUCUCACAUUUUUUUAUAAUUACGGGACUAGCUAUUGUAUAUUUCUUUGUUUAGUCUAAGUUUGAAGAGAGGCACUGUGUUGCUUCAGUUUGCAGAGAUGUAACACCGCAGUGAACAUGUUGACAUUCGAGUAUGCAUUAAAUAUUUCGUCCCAUGUCAGGUGUGGCUCAGAAACCUUGUCCUUUGUAUUGGCGCUUCCCUCAUGUUCCUUAUCUUUUUAUUCUUCUCUGUCUGUCCAUCAAGUUCCUCCGCUAACUCUCUCUUUUCCUCCACAAUCUUUUCAUUCUUCUCUCUCUGACUUCUUCUCUUCCUCCACAAUCUUUUUACUGUUCUCUGUCCAUUUAGUUCCUCCGCUCACUUUCUCUCUUCCUCCACAAUCAUUUCAUUCUUCUCUCUCCAUCCAACUUCCUCCUCUUACUUUCUCUUCCUCCACAUGUUAUACACUAUUUUUUAAGGAGAGGCUGAAGGGGAUUGAUUGUGAGUGUUUCCAAUGGUGAUGGGAGGAGAGAGAUACAAAGAAGUGGAGACAAGACAGAAUGUGAUAGUGUGUGGAUGAGAGACGGUAUCGAGCAAGGAGAGUGGAAAAAAAAAAGGGAGGGAAUGAGAAUGAUAGGAAAGAGAGAGGAAGUGAGGAAAAUUAAGCAAGAUGAAAGGUGAAAAUAGUGGAUGAAAAGGAUGAUGAGAGGAGAGGAUAGAAAAAUAGGGGUAGUGUGAUGGUGCAGGCUUAAGGAGAGGGAGGAGAGUAAGGAGGAAAAGAGAGAGGAAGUGAGGAAGAGCAGGCAAGAUGAAAGAUGAAAAUAGUGGAUGGAAAUGACAGUGCAGAGUUAGGAAGAGUGCAUUGCCUUACUGAAUCACAUCUUGCAUUCGAGUCUGCAUUAAUCAUUUCAUCAGCAUUACCUUUCUGAAUCAAUUAACCAACAUAUAAUAAUAAUAAUAAUAAUAAUAAUAAUAAUAAUAAUAAUAAUAAUAAUGAUAAUAAAGCACUAGUUCUUAAGAUAUUUUAUAAUAGGGAAAUUUAUAAUGAUAGAUGAAGUUGACAUGUUUUUUUUCUAAGAGAUAAAUGUUUAGAUGUUUGUGAAGAAAUAUUACCAGGUUUACUAAAAUGUUGCCAAGAUAAAUGAAAAGAAAUGUUUAAAUAAAUGUUGUAUUUUUUAAGAUGAUAAAUGUUAAAAAUAAAGAAAUAAUAUAGA